Messenger RNA from Lampris incognitus (smalleye Pacific opah), 634 nucleotides. RefSeq names its product mitochondrial ribosomal protein L35 (gene mrpl35). Gene Ontology annotation, biological process: translation. The record is from RefSeq and is a predicted model, not a curated record. The transcript has 4 exons. Bases 57 to 572 code for a protein of 171 amino acids. Gene Ontology annotation, molecular function: structural constituent of ribosome. Lineage: Eukaryota; Metazoa; Chordata; Actinopteri; Lampriformes; Lampridae. Gene Ontology annotation, cellular component: mitochondrion; ribosome.
GUCCUGUUUGUCCUGUCCGCUCCCCGUAGUUCGCUGUUGCACUGCGCGAAACAAACAUGGCGGCCGCCUUAGGGAGGAAGGUCUCUGGGUUGCUGAGGCCGCUGCUUCUCUUUACCAGGGCACCAAAGGUGUGCCAGUUUUCUACAAUUGGUCAGCCUCAAAUGAUACGGAAAAUUGCCUCAGCUCCUGUCUGGUCUACAAAGCUGUGUCAACCACCUCAACAGAGCAUCUUGCAACGUGUGUUACCAUACCUUCCUAGCUUGGUUCAUCAGCCUUGCAGAAACCUGACAUACUUCAGUGUAAAGAAAGGGAAGAGGAAGUCAGUCAAAUCUGUGACAGAAAGGUUCCUGAGGCUGCACUGCGGCCUCUGGGUCAGACGUCAGGCUGGAUACAAGAAGAAAUUAUGGAAGAAACUGCCUGCCAGAAAGAAACGCCUGAGGGAAUUUAUAUUUUGUAACAAAACACAGUGCAAGCUUUUGGAUAAAAUGACAACUUCCUUCUGGAAAAGAAGGAACUGGUAUCUCAACGAUCCAUACUUUAAGUACCACGAUCGGGUUAACCUCAAAGUAUAAUUAUUAAUUGAUGUAUGUGUUUUUCCUUGUUUGAAUGCAUAAUGUAAUAAAAUCAUAUGCCU